GAUCAGAGACGCGGCACUAACCAAGCAAACUGACUUACCCACUUUGGAGUUGCCGAUUUGCCGACUCCCUUCCUCCUCUCUGCCACCGGCUUCUUCCUCAUCGUUCCCCCAGCCCCGGAUAGCCUGUCCUUACGGCACUGCCUCUCUGUGUCCCCUCUCUCUGUCUCUGCAGCCGGCUCCGUGAUGGGUUCUGGGCUGGAAGCGCUAGCCCUGUGCAUGGCAUUCGGCUUCUUGUUCACUCUCGGAUGGGCAGAGUUGAACACCGAGUGCUACACUGCUAAUGGUGCUGACUACAGAGGCUGCCAGAAUCGAACCUCGCACCACGGAGGAAAGCCCUGCUUGUAUUGGAAUGAAACCUUCCAGCACCCUUACAACACCCUCAAGUACCCCAACGGAGAAGGAGGCCUUGGGAAUCACAACUAUUGCAGGAAUCCAGACAAUGAUGUGAGACCAUGGUGUUACGUUGCUGAGUAUGAAGAUGGAGUGUAUUGGAAAUACUGCGACAUACCAACAUGUCACAUGCCGGGCUACCUGGGCUGUUUCAAAGACAAUGGUGACCCACCGCCUUUAUCAGGCAGCAGUGAAACCUCCAACAAGCUGACCAUUCAGACCUGCAUUAAGUUUUGCAGGAGCAAGCGAUUCAAGCUUGCUGGCAUGGAGUCUGGUUAUGCAUGCUUCUGUGGGAAUGAUGCUGAUUAUUGGAAACACGGAGAGGCCAACAGCACAGAAUGUAACCACGUGUGCUUCGGAGAUCACACCCAGCCCUGCGGAGGAGAUGGCAGGAUAAAUAUCUUUGAUGCAAAGAUCGGGGCUUGUGGUGGGAAUUACUCGAUGGACGCUGGCAUCAUUUACUCUCCAGAUUUCCCCGACAACUACGCCAGCAGCAGGGUGUGUUACUGGACCAUUCAGGUGCCCGGGGCGUCCCUCAUCCGGUUCGACUUCACCCUGUUUGACAUCCGUGACUCAAGUGACAUGGUGGAGUUUCUGGAUGGCCGCAGCAAUGACGUUCUCGCCCGGUUUGAUGGCAGGAACCGGCCCUAUGACACCCUGAACGUGUCGGCCAGCUUUGUCAUCUUGUACUUUUACUCGGACCGGGUUAACCAAGCUGAGGGAUUCGCCGUCUUGUACAGAGCUAUUAAAGAGAAUCCUCACUCCCAGCCUCCAGUGAGCAGGAAUGAUAUUAAUACAUCAGAAAUGAUAACCGAGAGAGUGGGUGCUGGUACUAAUGCAGCCCGAUCAUCAAAGAUCCUCUACUUCAUUACAGCAAGUCCCAGCCAAUCGAACCAGAACAUGCCAGUGUGGACUAUCUAUGCCUUGGCAGCCUUGCUAACACUGACAGCGAUAGCGAUGGUUUCGAAGAUUCUUCUUCACCUAACAGUAAAGUCACGUCGAAUUCCUGCACAAGACAACUCCGAAAACUGUAGCCAGCCAUCCCCAUCUGAACCUUGGGUCAUCACCUAUAAACCCGCGACUAUUUUGUUCUUUAAGAAAAAACUGAAGAACCAGCAUGGAGAUCGAAGUCCACUUGUGGGUGACUAACCUACUGCAGCAACAGAGGACUUAACAUCCCAGGAAUCUCCACCUCUAGUCUUCAACAUGGAAACUCCUUUAAAUUAUCUUUCAGUUGCAACAUCCAGCACUUUGAUACCUCAGAAUUAAGCACUUCUCACCGGAUACACGCAAUCGCGCAUGCUCAUUCAGACCACCACAAGACCAGUUGGCUGACAUCUCCAAAGGCAAGAGCUCACUUAAACCGAACGACCUCGACUUUUGCAUACCAUGUUCUUGCAGCUCAACAAGGGUGAGACUGUCACCAGAAUGAGACUGUACAUUGUAUCGACUGGAAUUCUCUUGGGGUCUAAUAAGGGAAAGACACUUCACCUGACUAUCAGAAUCUUCUUGGAAAUAGAUGCAGUUUGAACAGUGAAUUUGUUUUUCUGUGGGUGACACUUCUACUAUGUUCAUUCAGCCCUUCAAGCCAUGCUUGUCUGCACGAUCUAAUUGAGCUCUACGGGUCAUUUCCUAGCAGUUACGGAAGAGUGAAAACCUUAACAUUUUAAAUGAUCAAAUUUACUUUGCAACCACUGGUAAGGAAUAGAAGGAAACAUUUUCUGCUUGGCAGACAUCCACAGUAAAAUCCAUAGUGAACGUCAAGUCCAAUUCAACCCCCAAAGCCUUUCACUAUUGUGUAGUAUUACAGAUCCAUUACUGCAGAGGUGAAUAAUCAUCCAAAGGAAUCAGAAAUACACUCACAUUUAUGACUAUCCCAGCAAUCUGUUGAUAAUAUGCAAUUCAAAGUGGGGUUUUGGAAAUUCUAAUAUGGUAAUGCCAAAGUGUGUUAAGAUGAUGCUAUUCAUUGAGUGAGCUAGAGAUGGUUCUGUUUUGUUGGGGUUUCCUUCAUUUAGUCAAAACUAAAGCCCUUAUGCAAGCCUCUCCUACCUUUUCAGAAAAGGUUAAGUCCAAAAUAAGUAUCCUCAUGCAUGUGCAGGAUUUUACUUGUACUUGUUUUUUCUUGUUUGCUUUUGUUUCUGUUGUUUAUAUCUCUGACAGGUACUCUUCAAGAAUACUCGGUUACCUGGUGUGAAGUUGGGCUGUGACCUGAUCUCAGUUUUCCACCAGCUCUGCUGUGUAACUAGUGCUAGAGACUGACUUUUUUUUUUGAAAAAAAAUUGAAACCUCCAGCUAAUAGGUGAAAUAAUGACAGCCAUGAUUAGUACAUUUACUGUAACAAAUGACUAUAAACAUUAUUGAUGAAACACUGUUUUCUUUUUGCCCCAAGUUUUACAUUAAAAUACGAAUAGAAAGAUUCUCUUUUAUACUUAUCACCCAUUGCAUUCUCCAUGGAAUUACAGUCCUUUUAACAGUGUAUUGUUACCUCCACCCUUCAAUGAGAUCUGAUAUCGUUAAUCCAUUGAGGAGUAACUUUAAGUAAGUGUCUCCAAGUGUUUGCCUUAGUUUUUUUGAUGACUUUCUUGAGCCCCUCCAUCACCUGUAGAGCCUAUUCUGAUUAUUCUUUGUCUCUUUGGCCAUGCCAAAAUAGAUCUUGCGGAAACCAUAGACCACAACAGGGUCCGUCUCUUCAACUGGAGACCAUCUCCCUCUCCCAUCUGGCAUUAGUAAGAUGCAUAAUCAGGUUGACCUUUCUGUCUGCGGGCCACACAGAUUCUCUGCCUGUCUGAGAUUGUACUGAUUUGUAAAGAAGCCUGAAACCUGAUCUGAAAAAUAGAUUUCUUAACCCUCUUCCCCAUUCCAACAUAAAACGCAUAAUCUUCUAUCCAAUUAGAAAUGUCAUUUAGCUAUCUUUGAUCCCAACUCCAUUUCAUCUUGAAAGUAAACACACAGUCUACAACACCUUUCACACUGAAUCCCUACAAUACCUUGCUGGGACUUUGGGAAGACCCAAGGUCAGUGCAUUGGAAAGUACUAAAUCUGGUGCCAUUGUUUCCAAGUAUGAAUGCUUUGCACUAUUUUUUAUUAUUACAAUUAUCAAAAUUCUCCUUUUUGUCUUUAACAAUCAAACAACUAAGGCUUGCUGUCAGUUGGACUGCAGAGAUGUUUACAGAACGGGUCACAUUGUUGUGCAUUACUGGGGUAGUACACUGAAAAUCCAGUCCCACUAUUCCUGGGGUUAUUAUAAAAGACAAGAUUUACAAAACUAUGCAGAAUUCCCCAUUUCACCUGUCUUUUAGACAGAAAGCAUACAUCAGGUUUCCAUACCCAAUAAAAAUGGCUAUUUAUUUCAAAUAAAUAUACUCUAGUCAAAUGUAAUUCCACUAAAUAAAGACACCAAUUCUGUCAUAAAAUCCACCUUACACACAUAUACACAAAUGCAGACAAAAGGAAAACAUAGGUGUUGUGGGCAGAGAGAAAAACUGAGAAAGCAGUUCAGUGGUCCCUGUUCGCAGGAUUUGCUGAAAUAUUUCUUGUGCUGAUCAGAAUGUUAAUUCCUGAUCUUCCUUCUCCAGAUGCUUCCACUUGAUUGCAGGAGGCACAGGGAAUCUGAGUCACACUUAUAAAGUGUUCACUUUGUUUUUUUUAUCAAUUAAUAGCUAUACCUUACAGCAACUGCUGAAGGAAAAAUAAAUUGGGUUUCUUCAGGCUUAGACUGGUUUUUCUGCAGAGAACAGGGACAGAACUUGAGGUAGAGGACAUCUGAUGGCUUCUCACUAUUUCAUUCAUAGCCCAUGACUAUCUGAUAAUGAAACCUGUAUCUGAGUUUACCAUUCGUAGAACAUGAUUGAUAGGUGGCCACAGACCAGCAGCUACUUAUUGCUGACUGAUACUCCAUUUGUAGACAGAUCCACUUUGUCUGCAAACUAUAGUUCAGCUACUGCUUGAACAAUCAGCACUUAAAAUGAGUAUCUAGUAACUUACUUUCACGAACUACAGCAACCCCUCAACAAUCUUUGCUUUUUAAAACAGUUCUUUUCCCAAGUCAGCCCACAAUCAAGAACACAAAAUAAUAAAAAGCAAUGAUUUCCUUCAUUAGCUUUAAAGCUAUAGUCCUAAAACAUCAUAAUCUUAUAAACCUUACAAUUCUGAUACCACCCCAUUAUAGAAAUUUUAAAAAAACACAAUUUUGAUGAGUUUUCUUAAACAUUAUUAAAAUAUAACCACAAAACACAUUUCAAAUAUUACCAGCUAAAUUAUAUUUAACUUACCACAUACAGUACAAGUAACAUUCUCUCCAUAUGCUUUCACAUUGUUUCCUAAACUGUCCAACAUGAUGGCUUCAUAGUUUUUUAACCUGUAUCAAAUUAAAUAUAUGUAACAGUAAAACUUUUGAACUGGUUUUCAUUUCUAAACAAGGGUCCCAACCCGAAACAUCACUUUUCCUGCUCCUCUGAUGCUGCCUGGCUUGCUGUGUUCCUCCAGCUUCACACUGUAUUAUCUCUGACUCCUGCAUUGGCAGUUCUUACUAUCACACAGUAGAAUUUAAAGCUCCAUUCCCAAAGAAUCUUGAAGUCCUUCCUCUUAAAUAGCAUAGAAGGGGCUAUGAUGCCAAUAGUCCUAUCCCAUGAUGAUUAGAGUUCACAUCGUUACCAUGCGAAAUCAGGCUCCCUAAAUCAUUCCUAUUUUUUGUACUGUCUUUUUCUUUAAGAAGUAUCUGUUUUUCAGUUCCCUUCAUUGUCAUUUGUGUUAUCUUUGUUGUCACUUUGCUUCUUUCUCUGGCUCCUCUGUGGGUUCACAAAAACAAAAAUUUGUGUCUGCAGGUUAAUUUAAGUGCCUGCGACUCUCUGGGUUAGCUUAGAACUUCAGCAUUCCUUAUUUUAGGAGCAUCAUUGUCUUCCAAAUAAUGCAUGAUUCCUAAAUAAAUAGGUUUUAAGUUCUUCAAGUAGCAGCUCUCUAAAGGUUUUCCAAAUCUUGUUCCAACUUCAUCAACCUCCACUAUCAAAGAUUAUUGCUAUAGUAAUUUCCCAAAGAUCUGAUUCUGUUUCUUGUUUGUUUUCGUCUGUAACAUUCUUGAAUGAGUUUAUAUGGAUGCGUUUCAGUAGACCUACCUGUAUCACAUUCUGCAUCGUGUUCAUCAAAAAGCUUUGAUCAUAAAAAAAUUGCUAUUUCCACCAGAACGCGUCUUUUUAAUAGUAUUACCUUAAUUUCUUGCAGACACUGAAGCUUGCAGCAAAUUUUUCAAGUUAUCAGAUUUAUCUGCUAUUCCCUGUCCAUGAACAUGUUGAAUGAAGGGGCAGGUUUGAGGGACAAAUGGUUUACUCCUGCUCCUUAUCCUCAAGGAAGUGAAGUCUUUUUCAGUGGAAUUCAAAUUCCCUGGCUUCAAAGAGCAGCCUGAUGGCUCAGUGGUUAGCACUGCUGCCUCACAGUAUCAGGGACCUGGGUUCAGUUCUACCCUUGGGUGACUAUCUAUGUGGAGUUUGCACGUUCUCCCAGUGUCUGCAUGGGUUUGCUCUGGUCUCCUCCCACAGUCCAAAGAUGUGUGGGUUAGGUGGAUUGGCUGUGCUUAUUUGCCCCAUAGCAUCCAGCGAUAUUCAGGUUAUGUGAGUUAGCCAUGGGAAAUGCAGGGUUGGGUCUGAGUGGGAUGCUCUUUGGAGACUUGGUGUGUACUCAGUGGGCUGUUUCCACAGUGUAGGAUUCCAUGAAUUUCUCUUUGCUAUUCAAGGCUUUCUGGUUUAGGUUUUGAAAUUCUAAUUCACAUUUAUUGACUCGUUUUUCUUUUUCAAGACUGUUUUUCUUUUCUCUAGCUGCUUCAUUUGUGACUGCACACAAGCCAACCUGGUUUGUGGAUUUUAUGGACUAUCUAUUUUUUUCUUCAAGGUGCCAGUAUUGAACGAGCACCUCCAUGAAUUCUGCUUUUCUUGUACCUGCUUUUAAUUCUAUUUCCAGCUUUUCUGCCACUACUUUUUGUGUUAACUUUUGUUAACUGUUGCAAGACAUUCAAAACCAGGUUGACUUCACCCUGUUAAUUCAAAAUUCCCCAGAGGCUCCCCUAUUUUGUUACGAUCACCAAAGAGGCUGAUAGCUUUUAAAAAGAAAAACCCAGCUAAUAUCUGAAAGAAUAACGAGCCAGGAUUUCAUAUUACAAACCUUUUGCUGUAACAAAUAUCUAAAUCCACUGUUGACUAAACACAAUUUUCUACAGGCGACUUUUACUUUAAACUAAAGAGAGAAACUUUUCUUUUAUCAAACACUGCACUCUCCAUGGAAUUACAGUGCUUUUAACAAACAAUCCAUAGUUGCUACCUUCAACUAAAAGCAAAUUACCGUGGAUGCUGGAAAUCUGGAAUAAAAUUGGCAAACGCUGGAGAAGCUCAGCGCGUGUCUGUGGAGAGAGAAGAAUGGGUUUAACUUUUUGAAAGCGACAUGACUCUUCUUCAUUCAAUGGACUAUCAGACUUAAAAUGUCAGCUUUGUUUCUUUCUCCCUCCAUGCAGCCAGACCUGUUGAAUUUCUCCAACAUUUUCUAUUUUUAGACUACAGCUUCCAAUAAGUUAACAAAUUCCAGCUUUGCUGAGUAAUAACUUCAGAUGAGUGUCUCCAGGCGUUUUCCUUAGUUUUUGGAGUUUCUUAAUCCCAUCAUCAACUGUUCCAAAGUCUCUUUGACUGUGCCAGAACAAAUGUCCCAGGUUCCACAGAAGGUUGUAGAAUGCAUUUCUCCAACCAGAGACCAUCUCCCUCUCAAACCUGGCUCUAGUGACUUGUAAAAUCAUGGUGCCUUUUCUUUGCUGACUGCACCGAGUGUGGUCUCUAGGGAAACAUGUAACCUUAUUUCAAAAAUGGCUUUCUCUGCCCUCUUGCUGUGCAUCUGAGUAAAAUGCUAAUUAGCUCAUUUUGAUCAACAUUCCUCUAAGAAGGAGUCGGCAGUCUACAACACAACGUUUUAGCCCCAAAUCAAUGACAUUUUUCUGGGAUUUUGGGCCUGACCAUGAUAAACUCAGAAACUGGUUUCAUUGUCUUUGUCCCUUCCUCUCAGUAAAACUCUCCCGUGACCUCUACCUAUCAAGUCACCAAUUAGACUGCGGGGCAGGUAAGAUGACCCCCUUAACUUACACUAAAUUUAAAGCCACAAUUGCAAAACAUAAUAAUCGUGUAAUCUUCAUGAUUGUAGCACUAGACUGUUGAUUGAAAUGUCUGUGGCUCAUAUUGAUUACUCUUUGAUCUUUGUAGGAAAGUAUUUACUCAUCAUCAUUCCUGUCUCUGUCCAUUUCCCCAUUACGUAAGUGAUGUUAGAAACAAUACAUGUACCAACUAACGAAAUAACAACAGACCUGCAACAAUUAGUUCUCCGUGGUAAAGCAAUAAAGAAACUGGAAAACUGGAAAAGAGAUGGUAGGAGCUGCUGAUGCUGGAGCAUCUGAAAUAACAAGAAUCUGUGAUAUCCAGCUCUACAUCUUGUUAUCUAAGGCUAGAAAAGCGACUGGAUUCAGUCAGCCUGAUUUAAAUUGCCAGGACACACCUAUCUCCCUGAUCUUGUAAGUUUAUCUUGAAGAUCUAAUAGACUUAUAGAGUGUCUUUGGGAAUCAUACCAAAUAUAUGUUAUAGACAAGGGGACAAAAAAUCCUCCACAAUUCAGACUGCCCUUCCCAAAUUGUAAUGGUCAGACGUUGGUCAGGAGUAAAGGCAAAAGUUGGCCAGGAGUAAAGGCAGUAAUGUGGCAUCAAUGUGUGCCAAGGAGCGUUAGGUAAACACAAAACUGGGCUUGGCACUUCAAUAAUAUUGAUAGGUUGUGCUGCCUGUGUCUGUCACUCCUCCUUCAAGAGGACAACUUGGCCUGUUGAAACAAUCCAUUAGCAGAGACUCUAAGAAGACGACAUAGUCGCAAAAAAGGAGAGGAUUUUGACAACGGAGGGGGUGCUGAGGGGGGCUGUUGAUGGUAGGAGUUUGCACUUGCAGAAUUCUGGAGCAGGUGAGCCCUCCUGCUUGUCGUGGCUCCCCCACUGUGAUUUUCCGGGAGACAGCUUCCCAAUGCAUCGUGCAGCGUGCGCGCACCCUGCUCUGUACUGGGUAGAUUAGGUAAGUGAUGUUAGUGUCCCCUCUCUCCUAAGAUGAGUCUUUGUUGCUGUUUUUUGCAUCUGCAAACUGGGCACACACACGACCCAUGUUCUACCCCUGAGGGCCAAAACUGUUGGCAUGCCCAUGGUACAUCUGGCUUGUGUAGAAUGUUUGAAGAGCUGCAGCAACUAAUUGAAAGACAACCCAGACUGAAUCCUGGAGUGGAGUACUGGGAGGGAUAUUUUGAUGAAUUUCUCUUGUAUCGAAGAUUAUUGCUUAUUGUGCCGGCUUCAAUGAUAGUGUAUCAGACAGGACCUGAAAGCAGAAAGCAAUGGCAGCUCCUCAGAGCUGGGCUAAAUGGGAGGACAUGCAGCUUUGAACUGCUGAGGCAUGAAAUUAUAGUCUGCCAGCCUUAAAGAUCGAAAGAUAAACUAGAGCUAAUAAACCUCAGGCUAAAUAACUCAGAUAUCUGACACAAGCAGCCAUUCUACACAAUACAUCAAAGGCCAAAGCAAACGUUACUAAUCACUAAAAAUACUCACUUUUGUUGGUAUAUAUAGUGACAGGAUUAAGGAAAAUAUUAUCUUCAGCCCAAAGUAAUAUUAGUUCUGAAUAAACUGAAGUUGAACAAAAAUUUUUUAAAAACAUCUCUUUUCAAAUAAUAACUGGGAUACUUUUGCAGCCUGUGGUUCUCUACGGAGCUUUCAGAGCCACCGUUUAAUCAGAUUUCCAAGCGUGAUGCCUUUUUGGCACAUCCCUAAUCAGAAUGGAUCUUGCCAGACCCCACCUUUAUCGACUUAAAGCCUUGCAGCAUUUUAUUUAGGAAUGCUCAUUCUCAGGACAGUUGAGCCGGAACAAUGUCUGGCUUGGCUGUUGUGAAAAAUGUGUGGCAUAAGGUGUGAAAAAAAUAUGAAUAUUGAAAUCAAAAACAUUACUCCCUUUAUCCAUGUACUUGAACUCCUAAGUAUGAAUGAGGGUGUGUCAAACUGUGCAAGUCCCAGCAGAUUGUUAGACCAAGCGUGGAAAGUACAUUAAAUACAAAGCUAUAGUGUGAUAAAUUGGUUAGUUGAGGUAAGUAAAAACAGGACCAACACUUAGUUGAGCCAAGUUGAAGCCGGAUGUGAAUCCUUUAGAGUCCCAUUACUAUCUGCUUCCCAGAGUUGGUUUGACUUUUACAGACUGAUGCUUAGGCCCAUACUUAAAGAAGUCACCCACUUCACCUGGAGCCAAAUGAGUUGUGCUCAGGCCUCGAAGCAAUCCUUUUUACAGGUAUGUCACAGCAGAAAUGUUUAGGCCUCCGGAUUGUUAAGGAACUUUCUGGAUUCUUCUUCUGAGUCCUGCGUUCAAUACAGGGGUUCUCAUGUUUCAACACAGGGCUUCCAGCACUACUUAUGGGUUCCAAUUUUAAAUUACACGUUAAAGAUAUGUUUCAAAGAUUACAUUUCUGGAAGGGUUUUUAAUUACUUUUGGUAGCUAGGGGCCAGAUAAUUUUUCAAGCCUUCAGAGCAUGAAUGAGCCUGCAUACUUGGUAUGUCCUCACACGCACAGCUCGAUCUUUCUCCUGUCAAUGUAGCCUUUAAUUAUGGUAAUUGCGUAAAGAUAAUUAAAGUGGAAUCGGGUCUUAUCUCCUCUGUUGGGGGCAGUCCUUUUUCUCUCUUUUAACAUUUUGAGCAACCAUCAGAAUAAAAUAAUUCUCCUUGUAAGAAACAAGGUAGGAAGAGAAUUGUUAUUGAUUAGAUUAUUAUUUUACAUGCUUUAGUUGACUUUUUUUUAACGCUGUCUGCCUCUGCCUUUUUCGCACUGCCCAUGGCCUUUAUGUUGUCUUCUUCCGUUGGGAGGAUGGUGCUACCUGGUCUCCAGGCUUCUCUGUUUUGGCUGCCAUUAAGUGAUUACUAUAUACAUCGAUGUAAGCAACUAGAUAUGAAUACCAAUAAAAUGAAAUAUUUAGUCUUGGGGAAGCAUUCCAGGUGGGCUUGUAACUGACCAAGAAUUUAGUACAGCAAUUAUUAAUUGAAAAGGAUUUAAGACUGUUAGUGUCCAAUUACAUGGCAAGUAAUUAAACUGGACUGCUGCUAAAUGCAGUCGUUUUAUCUUUGCUUUGUUUUGUGACUCCUCUGGUUAUGAUUCCUUCAAUACCCACCUAACCAGCUUUGUGACUGUUUCUGGUGGUGAAGGAGGUGCAUUAGGGAAUUCUAUGUUGCUCAUGCUCUGAGCUCCAUAGUCAUUCUUUCUGCUUUGCGGGAUCUACACAAAUCAGAACCUUCAGUCUGUAUGGACAAGGCUGAUUAACUGGUUCCAUGAAGUCUAGUGUAUAAGCCAUACCUGUGUACAAGCCACACUCUAUAAUAUACUUUGUAUAAAUCAUAACAUUAUCUUGUAUAUGUUGGUAUUCAACACACUGGUGUAUAUAUAAGCCAAUCCAGGUUUUAGCUCAAACAUUGGUAUCCAAUAGUGAUCCAUAUACUGGAUUUUAGUUUGACUGUUUUGUACAUGUAUGGCAGAAUCUGUGCUUCCUUUAAUUAGUUAUUUGCCCCAGUUUCUUGCUUCCAAUCCUAUUUUAUAUGUGGUGAGGCUUCUGUACCUUCAGGGUUAGUUUGAGGGUUUUUUUUGCUGUAAGCUUAAAGAGACUGUUGCCUGUUAAUUUAUGUAUUGUGCUCAUCACAAGCUGAAUCUGUUCUCUAUGUGCCCAGCAAUCAUUCCAGGUUACCUCUUACCAUUUCUUUGGGCAAGGGUAAUCUGUGAGAACACAAUAUACAAAACCUUUCUUCAACAUAGGUCAGCAUAGCUAGGCUUCCAGAUAGUCAGAAGUUCCCGUGUCAUUUGUACACUUUGUGGAGCUUUUAAUCUAAUUAAUGCACUGUCAAAAAGUGCUCUUUGCAAGCUCGCACUUGUAAUAUUGUAACACAGUGAAUACAUAGAAUGUUAUCCAUCGGUAGGUUAUUGGGUAGUAAGGUAAUGAAACGAGAUGGGGAUUGUGAAGGAGGGUGAAUCUUAUUGAAAGGUGGGUCAGACGUAAAGGGCCGAAUGCCCCAUCUGAUAUACUUACGCAGUCAAAGUUAUUGGAGAUUGAGAAGAAAAUGCAGCAGAAAAAUAUACAUGAUACUUUUUCCACCAUUGAAAAACUCUACAGCUUUAAGAUGAGUCAUGCUUGGGGGUAUUUAGAGACAAUUCAAGGAAGAAUUGCAGUGUCUGGUGUGUUGGGAAUUACUGCAUACAAAACCAUUCAUCCUUGAUAGGUAUUAUUGCCACAAUGCUCAUAGAGGCAGAAAAGGUGGAGGCCAUUCUUGGGAAAAGAAUUCCUCCAUAUAAUUUUAAAAUAUAAACAAAUUAAGCUAGUUCCUCAAUAUGAAUUCCCAGACAGGUUAAUAUCUACCUGCCACAAAAAUGCCAGGUACCAAUUCUAAAAGAAUAUCUUCUAUAAAUAUAAUACACUUGCUAUGAAAUAUUAAGGGAUUAUUGUGGGAUUGUGAGAAAGAUAUCUCCUGGAAAGAGGUUACAAAAUGUGGAAUUUAUUUUGUCGAGAAAUGUGUUUUUGAAUACUUUAAUAUUCCUGAAACAUUUAGAAAUUGAAAUUGUCUUCAUUUAUACCUGGCCACACUUCAGAAAAAUAGACAAGGACAACAAGAUCUGUGCUGUAAAGACAUAUUCUGUUACAAAACAAAUAUCUUAAACCUAUUUUCGUGUUUCCCAUUCUCCAUAAGAAAAUGGAAUUAUAUAUGAAGAUGGUAUAAGCAAUAAUUUGUACAGUAAGUUAUUCUGUUUUUUCUAUAUG
Stegostoma tigrinum is the source of this 12216-nucleotide messenger RNA. RefSeq names its product kringle containing transmembrane protein 1 (gene kremen1). Gene Ontology annotation, biological process: multicellular organism development. The coding region runs from base 184 to 1539 and encodes 451 amino acids. Gene Ontology annotation, cellular component: plasma membrane. The record is from RefSeq and is a predicted model, not a curated record. The transcript has 9 exons. Lineage: Eukaryota; Metazoa; Chordata; Chondrichthyes; Orectolobiformes; Stegostomatidae.